Messenger RNA from Aspergillus terreus NIH2624, 1149 nucleotides. RefSeq names its product glutamine amidotransferase subunit DUG3. The transcript has 4 exons. Bases 1 to 1149 code for a protein of 382 amino acids. The record is from RefSeq and is a predicted model, not a curated record. NCBI's taxonomy places the organism in Eukaryota, Fungi, Ascomycota, Eurotiomycetes, Eurotiales, Aspergillaceae.
AUGUGUCGGUUCCUGGUAUACAAAGGCAGACAUGAGAUCCGUCUCAGCAAGCUAGUCACGGAGCCAAGUCACUCCAUUCUGACUCAAUCAUACGACUCUCGUCUAAGACUGGACAACCGCCGCCCAGUCAACGGCGAUGGCUUCGGUGUCGGCUUCUACACAGACCCCAAGCUGGGUCCGGAGCCGUGCAUCUUCACCUCCACAUUGCCAGCGUGGAACUGCGAGAACCUGGAGCGUCUCGCGUCGAAGACGUGCUCCAACCUGAUCUUUGCCCACGUGCGCGCCACGACAGAAGGCGCGCUCUCCGACAAUAACUGCCACCCGUUCCAGCACCAGACGCUGAUGUGGAUGCACAACGGCAACGUCGGCGGGUGGCACUACAUCAAGCGCACGCUGGCCGAUUCCCUCGCCGACAAGUGGUUCCUGGGCGUGAAGGGCGGCACCGACAGCGAGUGGGCGUUCGCGCUCUUCCUCGACCUCCUCGAGAAGGAGGGUGUGGACCCCAGCUCCGAUCCUGGCCCGGAGGGGUUCGGCCAGGCCCUGCUGCGGCGUGUGAUGGUCAAGACCAUCGCCAAGAUCAAUGAGUUCAUCCGCGACAUCCCGAAGCGGCAUAACGUCUCCGGCGUGGAGACCCGCAGUCUGCUCAAUUUUGCCGUCACCGACGGCCACACUGUCGUGUGUACGCGGUAUAUCAGUAGCAAGACGGAUGAACCGGCAAGCUUGUACUUCUCCUCUGGAACCAAGUGGAAGGAAGGCCGCGAUAAGGGCCAUUUCAAGAUGGAGCGCCAUGACAAGGGCGCGGAUAUCGUGCUGGUGGCGAGUGAGCCGAUUACGUUUGAGAGAUAUAACUGGGUUUCUGUCCCUGCCAACUCGAUCGUCACGAUACACAAACAAACCGUCAUGCUGCACCCGAUCGUGGAUGAAUUCUACAGCGAGGAUCUGAACCAUGACCGGUCAUCAUGCUAUGCGGUUUCGAAGGGUCUUGUGAGUACGGCGCCAGGAACGACCGUUCCACCCCAGAGUGCAGUAGAGCUUGGCAGAGCCGAGCCGAAAACACUGGGUGUCAGUGAUGCCGGGGUCGAAUCUAUAAGUAAGGGCCUGGCUCAACACCAAAUAGAAUGCGCCAAUAAAUGCGCGUUGUCUCAUUGA